This is a messenger RNA of Sarcophilus harrisii (Tasmanian devil), 516 nucleotides long. It is a transcript of the gene IL26, whose product is annotated as interleukin 26. Bases 1 to 516 code for a protein of 171 amino acids. Lineage: Eukaryota; Metazoa; Chordata; Mammalia; Dasyuromorphia; Dasyuridae. The transcript has 5 exons. The record is from RefSeq and is a predicted model, not a curated record.
AUGCAACUAAAUUAUAUUUUGAGUUUUGGGCUGCUUUUUACCAUUCUGCCUUUGGUCAUUGUUGAAAGCAAAGCACCUCAUUCCACCACGGGCUGCUGUCAUAAAGAAACCCUAUCUGGAGCAAUUGACAGCCUCUUCAUCAAGGCCAUGAGAUUCAAAGCAUCCAUCCCAGCGGAUUUCAUCAAGAACAUAAAACUGCUAAAGAAGAAAACCAAAAAUCUAUUCAUGAAAAACUGCCCAUUUCGAGAGCAACUGAUUUCAUUUUUCAUGGAAGAUGUUUUCAGGGACCUUCAAUUUCCCUCGAACAAAGAGAUGGGUUUCAUUGAGGACUUUCGUAGCUUUGGAAAGAAACUGAAUCUCUGUUUUCCUUGUGUUCCUUACACUGGGGAGAUGAAGCCCAUCACCAGAAUUAAGAGAGUAUUUUACAAGAUUGGAAACAAGGGAGCCUACAAAGCUAUCAGUGAACUUGAUAUCCUUUUUCUCUGGAUAAAAACUUACCUAGAUGGCAUAAACUAA